Molecule: messenger RNA, 588 nt
Organism: Penicillium malachiteum
Lineage: Eukaryota; Fungi; Ascomycota; Eurotiomycetes; Eurotiales; Aspergillaceae
Exons: 1
Coding region: 1-588 (195 amino acids)
Source: RefSeq, a predicted model, not a curated record
AUGUGUUCAUCGGCCUCGAUCGAGGAGUUUCGCAGGUUCCUUUCGGCUGAAGAAGCCACGCAGAUAUGCAAACAGUUUCACACUGGUCGGUGGCAACAGGGAUGUCAGGUCAUGUGGAGUGGAGUUCCGCGGGAUGUUGUGCAGCAAUGGGCCGAUCGGAAUGGAAUGCAGACGCUCACUACUGCUAUGGGGCCCUUGAUGGAUAACACGCAGCCCCAAUGCCGUCGUCCACAGAGGCCGAACAAGCAAUGGAGCAGGUAUAUGAAGGGCGCAUGCGCUAUGUUUGCAUACCACAUUGCCCAGGAUGGAGGCGUUGUGACUGUCCUGUCGCCGCCACCACCACACACAUACAAUCCUUACGGGGGUUCCAACUACCAGACCCUUGAGGAGCCAGUCCUAAAGGGAAAACUAGGCCCCAAGGUGGCAAGAAUCGACAUGGUGCAUCCAACCGUAGUCGGUGCUGGUGAGUUUCGCAACCAGCUCUGGCCACAUGACCAGACAAGGAUCUGGGAGGAAAGAUUUGGCCACCCUGCGGUCGAUCUACACUGGCGCCAUGUGACUCCACGCCAAUCUCUCACCUUGGCUUAG